AUGCGAUUCCUCUGCGCCCUGAUCUUCUCCUGCCUCCUGGCGGUGGCCCUUUCGGCGACAGCGGAUCCCAGCACUGCGGACCCCAGCACUGCGUCUCCCAGCACUGCGGAUCCCAGCUCUGCGUCUCCCAGCACUUCGGAUCCCAGCACUGCGUCUCCCAGCACAGCAGAUCCUUCGACAGCCAGUACAUCCACCUCGACGACAUCGAACAGCAGCUCUUCGACCACCACUACGACCACCUCUACAUCCACCUCUACAACCACCACAACCACUACGGAGGCCACAGCAAACAAAAAAUAUGUCACACAUUACAAAAUUAAGCAUAAGAAAAGUGACUCAGGCAAGGGCAAGAAGACUAAGAAGACCAAGAGGGUUAAGCACAAGAAGGGCAAGAAGAACAAGUCCAAGAACAAGAACAGGAGAAACCAGCGGACCCGUCGCAGUGGUUAA
Messenger RNA from Drosophila biarmipes, 450 nucleotides. RefSeq names its product protein new-glue 2-like. The record is from RefSeq and is a predicted model, not a curated record. Lineage: Eukaryota; Metazoa; Arthropoda; Insecta; Diptera; Drosophilidae. The transcript has a single exon. Bases 1 to 450 code for a protein of 149 amino acids.